Molecule: messenger RNA, 1461 nt
Organism: Pochonia chlamydosporia 170
Lineage: Eukaryota; Fungi; Ascomycota; Sordariomycetes; Hypocreales; Clavicipitaceae
Product: monocarboxylate transporter
Exons: 3
Coding region: 1-1461 (486 amino acids)
Biological process (GO): transmembrane transport
Cellular component (GO): fungal-type vacuole membrane
Molecular function (GO): transmembrane transporter activity
Source: RefSeq, a predicted model, not a curated record
AUGACUGAGAGGUUCAACGAAAAGUUUGAAGUCACCAAGGCUUCGGAUGGUGCAGAUUCGGGGCUAGACACCCUUGCGCCGACAGCUAGUCGCUGUACGCAAAAAAUCGCUGAGUCGGACGCGGCUAUGGUACAAGGUGAAUGGAUUGCUGAAACAGGUUCGCAGGUCUCUCGCCAAGUCUCUCGUCAGAUUUCCCGUCGUGAUGUUGAAAACGCGAGCCAGGAGCUCAGCGACUCAACCAACGAUGACGAUGAGUUUCCCGAUGGCGGCUUAGAAGCCUGGCUCGUUGUGCUGGGAGCCUGGUGCGUCUCAUUUUGCAGCUAUGGCUGGAUUAACAGUGUUGGUACCUUUCAAGAGUACUACCAGACGGGACCGCUCAAGGACUAUACGUCGAGUCAAAUUGCCUGGAUUCCGUCAAUGCAAAUUUUCCUCAUGUCAUUCUUGUCGCCGUUCACAGGGAGAAUCUUUGACAGAUAUGGCCCACGUUCCCUGCUUCUUGUUGGGUCCUUCUUGCACGUCUUCGGCCUGAUGAUGGCAUCACUGUCGACAAAGUACUACCAGUUUAUGCUCUCACAAGGACUCUGCAGUGCCAUUGGCGUCUCUGCCACCUUUCUGGCAGCCAUUGGAUCAGUCAGCGGCUGGUUCAAGAAACGCCGCGGUACAGCGUUCGGAAUUUUCGCUACUGGAUCCAGUGUAGGGGGCGUCAUCUUUCCCAUCAUGCUCAGCAACCUCAUCAAGUCUAUCGGGUAUGGCUGGGCGAUGCGGAGUGCUACCUUCAUCAUCCUCGCCCUCCUCAUCGUGGCCAACCUCACUAUCAAGGCUCGGCACCUCAGUGGCGGCCGUCAGAAGCUUUCGAAAGAACUCUUGGCUCGCCCAUUCCACGAGAAGACCUUUUUGUUGUUGCUUAUUGGUCUUUCAUUGGUUCCGUUUGGUCUCUAUACCCCGAUAGACUAUAUGCCUACUGUCGCCAAGGCGGAGGGAAUGCGCCAAUCCCUCGCACAGAAUUUGGUCGCUUUUUACAACGCUGCAAGUUUGAUUGGCCGUGCUGGUUCCGGCCUUCUUGCUGACAAAUUUGGACUCUUUAAUAUCUUCUCGCUUGCCUGCUACGGAGCAGGUAUCUGGGUUUUGGGCUUGUGGAUUCCCGGAGGAGAGAAUGAUGCUGCAACUGUAGCCUUUGUUCUCUUGUUUGGUCUCUUCUCAGGUGCCUAUAUCGCGCUGAUGGGGGCCCUGGUGGCGAGAAUUUCACCGAUUGAAGAAGUUGGCUAUCGAAACGGCAUCGGCCAGCUAUUCGGUUCUGUUGGUGGCUUGGUUACUGCUCCAAUUGCUGGUGCCAUUCUUCAAAGUCCUGCAGGUGUGAAUGGAUUGAAGGCAUUUGCUGGAGCCUUUAUGAUUGCCGGAACAACUGGUAUCGUUGCAGCGAGAAUUUCGCGAACAGGCUUCAAAUUGGGAGUCAACUUUUAA